GCAAGAGAGGCGGAGAGGAAGCAGAGCUCCAUCAGAUGAAAUGAGGUGAAAGUAAUUCAGGCAUUAAUCAAGCCAGGGCAAAAGGGAGGGUAUACUGUGUGUUCUCCCCCCUCUUUCGCUGCGGAACUCAAAGACAAGGUGUGAAUGAAGGAGCCUACAGUGGCCAGCAGAGAAGCACCACUGGGUCACAGCAUCAAAUCAUGUCCGACUCGAACACCACUGCCGCUACCACCGCAGACCAGAAUGGAGCAGUUCCAGGUGAGCCGGUGAAGAAGGAUGAAAACUCCCGGAGAGGGAACUGGGGGAACCAGAUUGAGUUUGUCCUCACCAGCGUGGGCUACGCGGUGGGCCUGGGCAACGUCUGGAGAUUUCCCUACCUCUGCUACAGAAAUGGAGGAGGUGCCUUCAUGUUACCCUACUUAAUCAUGCUGGUGUUCUGUGGAAUCCCUCUCUUCUUCCUGGAGCUGUCCUUUGGUCAGUUUGCCAGCCAGGGGUGUCUGGGAGUAUGGAAGAUCAGCCCUGUGUUCAAAGGUGUGGGCUAUGGCAUGAUGGUGGUUUCCACCUACAUUGGGAUCUAUUACAACGUGGUCAUUUGUAUAUCCUUCUACUACUUUUUCCAGUCAAUGACACACUUGUUGCCAUGGACCUACUGUAACAAUCCCUGGAACACACCGGACUGCAGUGGCGUGUUUAGCAGCAACUUCACCACCAGGCUGGCUAACGUUAGCACCAGCCUGGUGGAAGGGGUGACUGAGGUAGUCAACCGCACCAAGAGGACCAGCCCCAGUGAGGAAUACUGGAAGCACUAUGUGUUGAACAUUUCUGAUGGUAUUGGGAACUUUGGAGAGGUUCGUCUCCCUCUUCUCGGCUGUCUGGCUUUGUCCUGGUUUGUCGUCUUUCUCUGUCUCAUCAGGGGCGUCAAAUCCUCUGGAAAGGUGGUGUACUUCACAGCCACAUUCCCCUACGUUGUUUUAACCAUCCUGUUCAUCCGUGGCAUCACCUUGGAGGGAGCCGUCAACGGCAUCAAGUACUACCUGACUCCACAGUGGCAUAAGGUCCUUGAUGCAAAGGUGUGGGGAGAUGCGGCCUCACAGAUCUUCUACUCUCUGGGCUGUGCAUGGGGCGGUCUCAUUACCAUGGCUUCCUAUAACAAGUUCCACAACAACUGCUUCAGAGACAGCAUCAUCAUCAGCAUUACUAACUGUGCGACCAGCGUGUAUGCCGGCUUUGUCAUUUUCUCCAUCCUGGGCUUCAUGGCACACAACCUGAACGUCCCUGUGUCCGAGGUGGCAGACCACGGCCCGGGCCUGGCCUUUGUUGCCUACCCAGAAGCCCUCACUCUGCUCCCCAUCUCCCCUCUCUGGUCACUGCUCUUCUUUUUCAUGCUCAUCCUUCUGGGACUGGGGACUCAGUUCUGUCUGUUGGAGACUCUGGUGACGGCCGUCGUCGAUGAGAUCGGAACAGACUGGAUCAUCAGGAACAAGACUGUCGUCACACUGUCGGUGGCCGUCAUUGGAUUCUUACUUGGAGUGCCACUCACAACACGGGCAGGAAUCUAUUGGUUGCUACUGAUGGACAACUACGCUGCUAGUUUCUCUCUUGUCAUCAUCUCCUGCAUCAUGUGCGUCUGCGUCAUGUAUGUUUACGGCCAUAAGCAAUACUUCAAAGACGUUGAGAUGAUGCUGGGCUUCCCUCCUCCUCUCUUCUUUAAAGUCUGCUGGAGAUUCAUCUCCCCUGUCAUCAUCUCUUGCAUCAUGAUCUUCACAGUGAUCCAGUACAAGCCCAUCACCUACAAUGAUUACGUGUUUCCCAACUGGUCUCUGUACAUCGGCUUCUGCAUGGCCAUGUCCUCGGUGCUUUGCAUACCCAUUUAUGCCCUCUACAAGAUCUCAAGGUCCCCAGGAGCCACCUUCAGAGAGCGGUUGAAGUUCUCUUGCCGGCCACAUCCAAAGUGGGGCCCUGCACUGAGGGAGCACCGGACAGGCCGCUACGCCCCCCUGGCCUCCGAAGAAACUGUGGAGACUCGCCCCCUCAAGGAUAAGGAGGAGCUGAAUGAGGAGCCGAAGGAAGAGGCGAAGGAGGAGGAGACGGAGAGGAAGGAUGAUAUCAGCCUCACCAUCCAGGGAAGCAACGGCUCCACCAACACAACACACAACAGCCCCAACCCCAGCGCAUAGACGGCCCCCGUUCUGCCAGCGCUAUCCAGGGCAGCGCCCCCCCAGUGCUCCACCAUCUCUUCCUUCUCCUCCAUCCUCACCCCACUUUCCCACAGUCCUCUGUGGGGGAGAUCCCAUUCGCUGGAGACCUUUACAUAUUGUAAGGGCUUAUUAUAUCUAUCCUAACCUCUUCUAUCCAUCUGUGUGUUGUCUCUAGAAGAAACGAAGAAGAACAAAAAAGACGAAAGGAAAAAAAUUGGGUGUGCGGGUGGGUUGUUAAUUUGUUACGCAUAAUUUAAUAAUGCAGUUAGUUGUUCCUUUCACUUUUUUUGUAAAACGUGUACAUCUUCAUUUAGAGUUAGAGGUACAGUACAAUUGUGACGCUGUUGGUUUUGUGCAUGCAGCAACAUAGAGACACACACUGUUCUCCUUUAUUCUGUUAGCCUUGUCUGUUUAGGAACUGGUGACUUUCUAGCAGCAGUGUUUUGACAGCUGGAGACUUGAAAUGUGAUACACAGUAGUGCUGUAAUAAAGAGAAGCAGGGUGAACCGUGCCUGAACUGGCCAUUUGCAGUUUGAUAAUGCGGUAAGAUGGGCAUACAUUCGUUCAUACCAGUACAUUCACACUAUUGUACAUUUUACAGCACACAGUGACCUCAACCAUAGUUGAUCUCAGCUUAAGACUAAACAUGUUAUUUUAUGCUGCUGCUUCUUCAAAAAGUUCUUACAGAGCACACAUAUUUAACACCUGAGAUGGCGACUUACACUGAUUUUCUGUGGAAAUGUCCUCCACUUGUAACUUUUUCCACUAAAGCUGCUUAAACUUUGUAAACUCAGCAGAGGAAUAUCAGUUAACAGUGCUGUAUUCUCUGCCUCUGCAUUCACACACACACACAAACUUUGUGGUUUCUUGUUGUUCCUUGCCUGUGGAAACCUUGUCUCCACUAAGGUGGCCUGUUAAAUAUAUGCGGACCGAAACCACUUAACUUGUCCCCGCUGUCUAAAAUCACCUAUACAUACACAUGAAACAUACAGAUGCAACUCUGUUCAUAGGAGAGCCAUCUCUCCUUAAGUCUUCCAGGCAUUAUUUUUGAGUGAAAUGCAUCUUGGGAUGUGAAGGAGGUACCGGGCUAGAGGACGUAGCUAGGUGUGUCGUAGUCUGUGUCUCCCAUAGGUCAUAACAAUCUGUCCCAUUAAGGCAUGUUACCAAAAACAUUACCUGAGUUACCUGCACAUGUUUUUGGCAACAUUAUAUACUGCAUAUCGCAGAAAUGCUGGUAUGGUGUCAGUCUUUUACAGUCAGUGGAACCUUUAAUGUAUUUACAGGUAUUUCUUUUAAAUCUCUGAAUCAAGCUGUGACUGGUUGAGAGACAAAAGACGGAGAGAGAUGUAGCUUUUUUCCAGAAGAAAAAAAUCUUAAAUGAAUGAUGUAGAUUUUAAUGUAGCUGUAUAGUAUUGUUCUCUCAGUAAAAAUCUCCUUUUUACCUCUCAUUAUUGUAAAGUAACUUAGUAAAUAAUUAUAAAGACAGCAUAUGUUUAUUUUGCACAAAAAACAUGUAAAACUACAGAAUCAUAAUUAACCGUGUUUACCAUUCCUCGUCUGUGACUUGAUUCAUUGUGGUUUUGUUGUGGAGGGACAGAGAGGGGGUCUCUAUAGCAUGCACAAUUGGAUUGGUUUUGUAGUAGUGUGGUCGUAGAGGUUUCUGGCAGUCUAAAUACAGAACAAAUACGUGAGUUGUGUUUUUUGUCAUCUAGACAGCUGUGUGAAGAUCAUACGUUCCUUUGUCUUUUAGCUUUCCGGCAUUGAGGAUUGUUUUGGAUUGCAUCAGGUCUGGCUGUAAUGUUCCUUCACGUCUGGAGAACUACAGGGCUACAAUAACAGUAUUGGCAUGUGUGUCAUAAAACACAAAUUGUAUGUUGUAAACAACAUAUUUAUGGGUAGAGAGACUUAAAGGAGUAUAAUACUAUUUUUAAAUGUAUUGCUGAGAGUUAGCUGAGAAGAUUGAGAUACUACUUGCAUGUGUCUAUAGUAAAGAUGAAGCUUCAGACAGCACCUGGCUAGCUUAGCUUAGCAUAACGACUAAAGAAUUUAUGCCAAGCUGAGCAAAUGUUAGCUCCAACUUCGUAUUUCAGAGAGGUAUUCAUUUAUUUUCCAAUUCUAAGAAGGAAAGCACAAAAGCAUCUUUCCCAUGAAUAAUUUCUGUAUGUUGAUGCUUAUUAGUAAUUUCAACAAUUUUCAGAAAUAAUGAUGCACAACUUCAGAUUAUAUUCGCACAUUCUUUGUUUUCUUUGACCACUAUUCCCCACAAUGAUUUACUUAGAAGUGUUGUUUACAUGACAGUGCACUUCCUGCUGUGAUCCACAAGAUGGGGUGAUACUGACACUUAGGGUAGUACGCACAACAGAGGUGGAACUGUGAACUAAAAAUCAACACCAGAAAGUAUUACAUAUUAAGGGCGUGACGAAGGGUGGGCAAUGCAAAGCACAGUAGUUCAAAUAAAUCAUGAUAAGCACAGUGAGCUUCUGAAAAAGCACACAUUUCUACACAAGUUUUUAACAGGUUUGUUAAGAGAAACAUACAGUGCAAUGGCUGUUUCCAUAUAUGGAGAAUUGUAUCCUUGGUUGGUAGUUAGUUGUCUUUUUUUACAUUCUGGUGCUCUAUCAAACAAUACAUUCACCACCUACUAAUUUAAACAUAUUGCUUACUCCAAGUCAAAAUUCCAAUCUUAGGAGUGCUGCACUUUCUAGAUGAGGUUUUGUUUGCUGAAAAGAUCAAUACGAAGUUAUUAUUCUCAGUGCAUAUUGGGACAGCUUGCAGACCAUUUCCUGUUUUUACAGUUGCCUGUCGUGUUCAUGCUGUAGUAGGUGAGGCUUAGCCACCAUGUUUCCAUGCUAUCGCUCUCCAUACCCCUUACCAUUACUCCGCUGCCCCCCACAACUCUUCCUCCCUUUGUACAGUAAUGUAAAAAAUAUAUAAUCGGACUGUGUAUGUGUGUGUUCAUCUUUGAUUUUAUUUCGAGGGGGGGUAAGUUUGUUUUUGCGGGUUCAGGGAGGGCGGGUAAUGUUUAAUUUUGUUUUAUGAUUUGUCAUUUUUCUUGUAGUGUAAUGUAGAAGAUGUCAGGUGUAUUGUGUACUCUGUGUGUAGUGGAUCUGCUCGUACUGUUGAGCCUGCAUGUAGAGCAGGAGUAGUGUAAGUGUUGAUGUCGAUGUACCUCUAACCCAUCAGAACUAGCCAAGUCUUAUUCUGCUAAUAAUAUAGUCUACCUUUUAAGAAAAAAAAUGGUUGUACUAAAAGAAGAGAAAGAAAACUACAUAUUUUAUCUUCAGAUUUUAAUAAUUGUUUAUCCAAUGUUAAAUGUCACUACUUUUUUUGUUGUUUUUGAAGUAUUAAUUGAAACGUUACGAUAAAGCCAGCUAAUAUUAAAAAAGCAUUUCCAAACAAAAUCUUUGGAUCGAAACUUGAACUACGAAAGAAUGGUUAGUUUUUAAGGUGAGCUCUGGUGUAGAUGGCGGCUGCAGCUACAUGACGAUGCUUUUUUUUUAAAGAACAAUAUCACAGGAACUACAUUUUACACAGUGCAGUGCCAACAGUCGUACAUUACUGUUUAAUAUUCAGUGGCCCUUAUCUGAACUUUUUUUUGUCUAGCUGUUACAAUAUUUUUAAAUAUUAGCAAAAUCAAAACACCAAAAUUACUCAGCCUCUAACAUUGAUUUAGCAUCAGGACCCAUUAACUCACAUUUUCAUUCUUGUGCAGCUCUGAAUUAUAAUAUCAGGACAUCAUUUUGUUUUAUGUGGACAUUUUAGACAAUUGUGUGCCAUCAGACAAGGGUAUAGUGACUAUUAUAUUUUGACUUAUUUCUCUUGUUGGUAAAGUAAACCUUCAGUUAUCUGGCUACCAAAAGAGAAGGACCAACUACGUCCUACAGGAAACUUAAAAAAAAAAAGAUCAACACAAUUGAAAAUAGUUCAUAACUGACUCAUGUCUUCAGAUACUAAUAUGCUAUUGCCUAUUGUCAUCUUACACUGAUGUUUAAGAACUACGUGAAGCAUUUGACCAUUUGUAUACACAAAUUCACUGCACAAGUGUUCUACUGUACUAAAGAACUGUGACUUCACCUUGUUUCUGUGGUUCUCUGUAAAUUACAGAACAUUACCUCUUGAAUUUCUUGCUACUGCUCACAUAAAUAUACCAUUAUGUUUCAGCACUUUAAAGAAGUCAUUCGUUUUUCGUCUAAGCAACAGGAAAAAACAUAAUUAGAAUAAUCAUUUGAAAAAAAGAACCAAGUUGGGUAAAUAAUGUCUUAAUUUCAGUGGUCUGUUUGAAAUAAACUGUGCUGGUGUCAGUGGACAAAUGCUGUGUUGUUGCUAUGCCAAUGUACAUUGUUUCAUGGGAGGAGUGGAGAGAACACAGUCCUUCUGGUAUCCUCUAUCAUAUAUAUCUGUCAAUCUAACGAUGUCUGUUCUUCACCCUUUAGGGCCAAAAUCCAUUGAAAUGUCUUAGUCCUGUCAGCUGUAUAUCGUAAACUGUUGAAUUACAAAAUGCUAAAUAAAAUCUAUUUUAAAGAUCA
Gymnodraco acuticeps is the source of this 6724-nucleotide messenger RNA. RefSeq names its product solute carrier family 6 member 9 (gene slc6a9). The transcript has 13 exons. Gene Ontology annotation, molecular function: glycine:sodium symporter activity. The record is from RefSeq and is a predicted model, not a curated record. Gene Ontology annotation, cellular component: plasma membrane. Bases 201 to 2177 code for a protein of 658 amino acids. Gene Ontology annotation, biological process: glycine import across plasma membrane; sodium ion transmembrane transport; neurotransmitter transport. NCBI's taxonomy places the organism in Eukaryota, Metazoa, Chordata, Actinopteri, Perciformes, Bathydraconidae.